Erinaceus europaeus (western European hedgehog) is the source of this 1864-nucleotide messenger RNA. RefSeq names its product cytochrome b-245 heavy chain (gene CYBB). The transcript is spliced from 13 exons. Gene Ontology annotation, biological process: defense response; superoxide anion generation. Gene Ontology annotation, molecular function: superoxide-generating NAD(P)H oxidase activity. NCBI's taxonomy places the organism in Eukaryota, Metazoa, Chordata, Mammalia, Eulipotyphla, Erinaceidae. The coding region runs from base 188 to 1777 and encodes 529 amino acids. Gene Ontology annotation, cellular component: NADPH oxidase complex; plasma membrane. The record is from RefSeq and is a predicted model, not a curated record.
CAGAGGGCAAGCUAUUCACCCACCGAUCUGCAUUCAGCCGGGCAUCAGUGAUCCAGGCUUUCUUGGGCUCAGCCCCUCAACUGACCCUGCAGCUAUACAUAAGCGUCUUGCAACAGCAUAUCGGUAUUGGAAGAAAAGAAGCACAGCAGAGAAGAAAAACAGACACAAGCAUUGAACCUCUGUGACCAUGGGGAACUGGGCUGUGAAUGAGGGAGUCUCCAUCUUUGUCAUUCUAGUAUGGCUGGGACUGAAUGUCUACCUCUUUAUCACAUUCUACAAGGUUUAUGAUGAUGGAAAGAAGUACUUUUAUACUCGAAAACUUCUUGGAUCAGCACUGGCAUUGGCCAGGGCCCCUGCAGCCUGCCUGAAUUUCAACUGCAUGCUGAUCCUGCUUCCAGUCUGUCGAAACCUGCUCUCCUUCCUCAGGGGUUCCAGCGCGUGCUGUUCAACAAGAAUUCGAAGACAACUGGACAGGAACCUCACCUUUCAUAAAAUGGUGGCAUGGAUGAUUGCACUUCACACUGCAAUUCACACCAUUGCACAUCUAUUUAAUGUGGAGUGGUGUGUGAAUGCCCGGGUCAACAAUUCUGAUCCGUAUUCAAUAGCACUCUCUAACAUUGGGGAUAAGUCUGGUGAAGAGUAUCUCAAUUUUGCUCGAAUGAGAAUCAAGAAUCCUGAAGGAGGCUUGUAUGUGGCUGUGACUCGGCUAGCAGGCAUCACUGGAGUGGUCAUCACACUGUGCCUCAUAUUAAUCAUCACCUCCUCCACCAAAACCAUCCGGAGGUCCUACUUUGAAGUGUUUUGGUACACACACCAUCUCUUUGUCAUCUUUUUCAUUGGUCUCGCCAUUCAUGGAGCUGAGAGAAUUGUGCGUGGGCAGACUGAUGAGAGUUUGAAGGAACACAACCCAGAAGUUUGUGAAAAAAACAUAACUUAUUGGGGGAAACCUGGAAACUGUCCCAUUCCAAAAUUCUCUGGGAACCCUCCUAUGACGUGGAAAUGGAUUGUGGGUCCCAUGUUCCUGUAUCUUUGUGAGAGGUUGGUUCGGUUUUGGCGAUCUCAACAGAAAGUGGUCAUCACCAAGGUCAUCAUUCACCCUUUCAAGACUAUCGAACUACAGAUGAAAAAGAAGGGAUUCAAGAUGGAGGUGGGACAAUACAUUUUUGUCAAGUGCCCCAAGGUAUCCAGGCUAGAGUGGCACCCUUUCACACUGACCUCUGCCCCUGAGGAAGACUUCUUUAGCAUUCAUAUCCGUAUCGUCGGGGACUGGACAGAGGGACUGUUCAAUGCUUGUGGCUGUGAUAAGCAGGAAUUUCAAGAUGCCUGGAAACUACCUAAGAUAGCUGUUGACGGGCCUUUUGGCACAGCCAGUGAAGAUGUUUUCAGUUACGAAGUGGUGAUGUUAGUAGGAGCAGGGAUUGGGGUCACACCAUUCGCAUCCAUUCUCAAGUCAGUCUGGUACAAAUAUUGCAAUAAUGCCACCAAUCUGAGACUCAAAAAGAUCUACUUCUAUUGGCUGUGUCGGGACACACACGCCUUUGAGUGGUUUGCAGACUUGCUGCAGUUGCUGGAGACCCAGAUGCAGGAGAGGAACAACGCUGACUUCCUCAGCUACAACAUCUAUCUCACUGGCUGGGAUGAGUCUCAGGCAAAUCACUUUGCUGUGCACCAUGAUGAGGAGAAAGAUGUGAUCACAGGCCUUAAACAAAAGACCUUGUAUGGGAGGCCCAACUGGGAUAAUGAAUUCAAGACAAUUGCAAGUCAACAUCCAAAGUAAGGUGUCCCGCCAAGGUUUCUCAGGGGCUCGCUGCCUGCCCAAAUCAGUGGUUCUCAAACAGGGCUCACUUUGUAUAUUCUGGUAACU